Lytechinus variegatus (green sea urchin) is the source of this 785-nucleotide messenger RNA. RefSeq lists its product as uncharacterized. NCBI's taxonomy places the organism in Eukaryota, Metazoa, Echinodermata, Echinoidea, Temnopleuroida, Toxopneustidae. The record is from RefSeq and is a predicted model, not a curated record. The transcript has 7 exons. The coding region runs from base 41 to 589 and encodes 182 amino acids.
AUUGCUCCUGUUAUUUAUUGUGCGAAAUUGCAUAUAAACAAUGGCCACCGAUAGGAAGGCAUCCUCUCUCAACCGUGUUUGGGUCAUCAUACACCGCAAUGAUUUGUCAUCUGAGAUAGAAGACAAAUCAAAAUCUGUUCCACGGUGUGUGAUUCUACCUCAAGAGAGCCCCACCCCAGAGAUUCAAGAUAUCUUCAGGGUUAGUCUGGCAUUACAAGAUGAAAACUUGGUUAUGAAGCUGCGUAACAACCGUGGUUCUCUCAUUCCAAUCAAUGGAUUCAUCACACCAAAUUCAAAGUUUCAACCAUAUGUCCUUGAAGUUACAAGACGUUACCAGAAUGUAAAGCCCAUGAAGCGAUCAGUGAAGAUAAAUGGUUACAAUGAUAUUAUCAAGCAAAGGCUGCAGCAGAUUGUUAAGAGAAUUGACAAGUUAGAGCAAGCUGUCCCUGAAAUGAAAACAAAAAGAGAAGCCACCAUUGCAAAGGGUAUGACUGAUUUGAAUGUAAAGAUGACAUUCCUCAACACACGGAUGCAUGAAGCAGAGUCCACUAAAUGGCAAGGCAUGUUUAAAAAACAUCCCCUUUGGUAGGAUACGAUUCGGUUUAUUCUUGUUUCUUCUUUACGUUCUGCUGUUUAUUCAAAUCCUCCCUAUUGAAAAUGUGAAUUUCUAUUGAAAAAAGAGGGGGAUAAUUCAUCCUGGUUGAUGCUUCAUAAAACUGUUUGGAAGUUCAGAGCAACUUUAAGAAUGACUGGUGAUCCUUUCUUGUGGUAAAUGACAUUGACCA